UCGGUCGCCCAAUGGUUGGCGUUCGCAGGCCGAUGUGCAAGUCCAAGAGCUCCGGCGCCACCGCAACCGCCGACUCCGUCGUCCCGUCGACGUCCCGCUCCUCCAGCACCCACCCGCCCAACCACACCUCCUACAGCUCCUCCACAUCCUCCCUCUCCACCACCUCCUCCUCCGCCGCCUCCUCCCUGCAGGCCCUCAAGCAGGGCUCCCUCCCGGACCUCCCGCUCCUCCUCACCUUCGCCGAGCUCGCCGCCGCCACCUCCAACUUCGCCCCCUCCCACCGCCUCGCCCCGUCCUCCUCCAACUCCUUCCGCUGCGCGCUCCGGGGCCACCCGGCCGCCGUCUUCCGCCGCGCGCUGCGGCGCGACCCGCCCGAGGUCUCCGCCCGCCUCGCCGUGCUCGGCCACUGCCACCACGCCGCCAUCGCGCGCCUCUACGGCGCCGCCGCCUCCCCCGACGGCUCCCUCUUCCUCGCCUACGAGCUCGUCCCGGACGCCGCCCCGCUCUCCGCCCUCCUCCGCGGCAACCGCGCCUUCACGCCGCUGGCCACCUGGACCGCCCGCCUCCGCGUCGCCGCCAACGCCUGCGACGCGCUCAGCUACGUCCACCUCCAGGCCGGCACCGUCCACAACCGCCUCUCCUCCUCCACCGUCCUCGUCUGCGGCGACGGCGCCCGCCUCCGCGCCAAGAUCGCCCAUUUCGGCGCCGCCGACCUCGCCGGCGAGCUCCCCCCGUCCGACUCCGACGAAUCCCAGCCCCACCCCGCCAGCGCCAGGCACCGCCGCACGGGGAGCCGGCGGAUCGAGGGCACGCGCGGGUACAUGGCGCCGGAGAUCAUCGCGGGGGGCGCGCCGUCGCGGCGCUCCGACGUGUUCGCGCUCGGCGUGCUGCUGCUGGAGCUGCUGUCCGGGGAAGAACCCGUGCGGUACGAGCACAACAAGGCGACCGGGGAGUACGAGCGGACGUCGCUGAUCGAGACCGCCGGGGCCGCGGCGGGCGGCGGGGAGGGGAUGCGGCGGUGGGUGGACCGGAGGCUGAAAGAUUCCUUCCCCGUCGACGCGGCCGAGACGCUCACGGCGGUGGCGCUGCGGUGCGUCGCCAAGGACCCCGAGGCCCGGCCGGAGAUGUCCUGGGUCGCCGCCAAGGUCUCCAAGCUCUUCCUGGAGGCGCAGGACUGGGCCGACAAGUUCCGCGUCCCCACCGACAUCUCCGUCUCCUUCGCUCCCAGGUGAAUUCGUCU
Messenger RNA from Lolium rigidum, 1240 nucleotides. RefSeq names its product protein LYK5-like. The transcript has a single exon. Gene Ontology annotation, molecular function: ATP binding; protein kinase activity. The coding region runs from base 12 to 1232 and encodes 406 amino acids. Gene Ontology annotation, biological process: protein phosphorylation. The record is from RefSeq and is a predicted model, not a curated record. Lineage: Eukaryota; Viridiplantae; Streptophyta; Magnoliopsida; Poales; Poaceae.